Messenger RNA from Gallus gallus (chicken), 1822 nucleotides. RefSeq lists its product as uncharacterized. The transcript is spliced from 3 exons. The record is from RefSeq and is a predicted model, not a curated record. Lineage: Eukaryota; Metazoa; Chordata; Aves; Galliformes; Phasianidae. The coding region runs from base 1 to 1239 and encodes 412 amino acids.
AUGGGCGCAGUUUGCAAACCGGCGGCGGCAACGAGGGGGGGGGCGGUGCGGUGCCGCAGCCGCCACGGGCACCGCCGGCCCCGGCGCCCCCCCCGCCCACCCGCCCGCCCGCUCGGGUCCGCCCCGGCGGCGGCGGCGGGGGGAUGGGCUCGGCCCGCUCCCUCGGUGCGGGCGCAGAGCGGCGGCCGCGCUCCGCGCUGGGAACCGGCGGUGCCGCGGGGUGUGGGGGGGGUGGGGGGGGACACGCGACACGGCCCCCCCACCCCCGGCUCGGGGCGCGCCGGGCUGGCUGCGGGGCGGGCCCGGCGCCGAGCGGUGCGGGCGCUGCGGUGCUUUCCUUCCUUUCCCCCCCCGCUCCGGGAGAGCGCGGCGGCGGCGGUGCGGCUUCGGAAAAUGGCGGCCGGGCGCUUUCUCUGCCCUCCCCCUCCCUUCAACCGGAGAAUCGCGCAGCGCGCCGCCCGCGCGCCCGCAGCCAGGGGGCCCCGCCGAGCCGCCGCCGCGCGCUGCAGUGCGGGAGGGGGCGCUGCGGUGAGGGAGGGGGCGGGGCGCGGCGCCCAUUGUCCGCCCGCUGCAGGAUGGCCGCCGCUCGGCACGCUCCGCCCGCCGGCAGGGGGCGCUCGGCGCGCCGCGCCCGCUGGGUGGGGCGCGCAGGCGCAAAGCGAGGCCGCGGGGGCCGAUGGGAAGCGUAGGCCGCGCGCCGCUCGUUGCGGCCCCGCUGCCGGGAGGCGGGCGCCGAUUCGAACGCCGUCGCAACCCGCAACGCUUCGAACGCCCGGAAUUCCGACCCGCGCCUCGCGAGGCCGCACCGCGAUCCCCGCCGCACGCGCUGAGCCCGCAGCUGGGACGGCCCGGGCCCGGAGCACCCACGCGCAGCGCUGCGGCCCCGAGGGCUGCCUCAGCCCCACUGAGCGCGGGAGCCCCGCCGCGGCUGCCGGGCCUCGCCCCGCUCUGACCUUCAGCUUCGCCACAGCACCGGGUGACGCCGAGCCGCGCCCCACGCAAACGCCACGCAGCCGCCGUCGCUGCCGGCCAAAGCCAGCUCCCCUCGGGCCGCCCCGGCUGGCUCCGGUCCUCUCAGCCCGACCUCGGCCUUCCCCUCGCUGCCCAUCACGGCGAGUCGGCUUUAAAGCACGGGAACUCAAAGCCGUGCAGUUCAACUGCAGAAUUAGCACCAAGCAAUGGGAAGAGCGGGCACACACUGCCUCCUGGCAACACAAACCCUCACAGCUCAGCACAUAGCCAUGGAAAACCCAGCCCAGCUUAGGUCAGCAGAGAGCUGUGCUGGUUUGUAUGCCUCAAACAACUCGCCCUGGUCUGCCCCUCACUGUCCUCCCUUCCUCGACAGAAGCCCCUGUCCCAGUUCUCCUGUCUCAGUAGCUCCACACAGAACCUUGAGAAAUUACUUUCUUAGUUCUGUGUGGCAUAUCUUGUUUGAGUCUUUAGGUGAAUAAGGAGACAGAAGGACAUCAGGACAGGGUGUUAUCAGCAACCCCACGCUCAGCACAGGAUCACACACAGCGUGCUCCGUUCUUACACCCUACAGAAGUACCAGUUCUGAAAAUCUGCCACGUGGUGAACUCUGCAGUUUCUGUUCCACCUCCCCACGUGCGGGCGGCCCUUUAGGACAUCAGGAGACCGGACCCUAUGAGGGCACAAACAACUCUGGUUUUUUUUAAGUCUAUCUAGAAUUCAUUUGAGCUGAAAAGACGAGUAAGUAGAACGUGCAUCCAUAUAUUAGAAAAGGGAGGGAAAGGCUUUGGCAAUCAGAUGUGGAAGAAGUUAAAAAUAUUCCUGUGCAAUAAAGUUUCCCUUCUUUUGCUCA